AUGCAAGUUACAAGAAUUGUGUCAAAGCACCGGCUAAGGUAUAGACAAGCACGUCUUCUCUUCCCAUUGCUUCUUCCACUGUUGCUAUACAUCGGGACACUUCAUUUGGUAACAACUGUUUCUGUUUUGGUGCUAUUUCUGUUCGCUUGUUCGAAUAUCAUUAUCGCAAUCGCCCCAUCCAGUUGCUCAUUAGAGAAUGCUUCUAUAAACCGCAAGCUUUGUGACAGGUUAGAGUUUCUAAGUGAUCCUGAUGUGAUCUACAGAUGUUCACUGGUUACUUUUUUCUGUUGGUAUUUAACAAUGCUUAUACCUGUUAAUAUGGAGAAUAAAUUGCUUUAUAAGGAAAUACUGGCAUACAAUGUUUUGGUUAUCGUGUGUGUACAUCUAAUUCAAAUUAUAAGGAAUAUAUAUGCAACCGAUUUCCCUCAUACUAUCUUAUCAAGUUCUCAAACUUUUGGAAAUAAUUUUACAAAAAACAAAAAACAACUUACGAUAUUUGGUUUGUGGAAACAUACCAUCUCUUUAUUCUGUGAUGCUAAUAAACAGGACUGUGAAGAAGAUUGGUACUUCCCGUCGAUGAAUAUUUUCGUGAAUAAGAAUAAUCGACCAUGGUCAAUACUUCUGUUCAUUACAUAUAUCAUCUUCACAUUUUAUACCAUGAAUUUAGCACUAACUUCUGUGUGCACACCGAAAGUAUACUUCGACUGGUUUCUGCUUCCAAACGAUUGCUCAUAUAUUUAUGAUGUCUACAGCAGAGCCUGGGUAUUUGUUGGUGCACUUUUAUGGCUGAUCAGUUCUCUCAUACCUUUCAGCCUUUUAAUUAAUGAAAUCGCAGUUUUCAUACAAAGUCGUUUGCAGAAAUCGUAA
Messenger RNA from Trichobilharzia szidati, 867 nucleotides. The record is from the annotation of a GenBank genome assembly. NCBI's taxonomy places the organism in Eukaryota, Metazoa, Platyhelminthes, Trematoda, Strigeidida, Schistosomatidae.